AUGUCUGUUCACACAAGUCCUAAGAGCUCUUUCUUAAGUUCAGCUCGCACAAGACCAUAAACAGCUGUGACAAGCCCUCGAAGACCUCAAUUUCAACUAUCUAUUCCAAAUGAUGAUCAAGAUCAAUAACUAUUAAUCAACAAAUAUACUGCCGCUACAAGUCUCACACCAAGGAGUUUGCUCAAGUUGCAAGAGAAGAAAGUCAAUGUAGGAGCAAGAUCUGAAAAUGUAUCGUGCAAUUUGAGGGUUACAAAAGAAUAGGCUGAAAUUGAUCCACCAGAGGACUAUUUCGAAAAGGAAGUGUAAAUUAAUCAGGAUGAAUAUGAGCAAUUCAAAAAAAACUUUCAUAGAAUUGUUUUUGAUGCUUUCGGAAAUUAUAUUUACACCAAACCAGGACCCAUUGAUGAAGAAUUUAAACUUUAAGUUUCUUCAGCAUUGAAUACGCAAAAGCAUACUUCAAGCAGUCUCAAGAAAAAACUGUAAAUCAAGACUCAGAGUUUCCAACCCAAAAAAACCAUUGAAAACUUGGUCAAAAGCACCUCAGAAAUGGCUAAAAUGAAUCCAAGAAGAAGAGCCAUUCUGGAAAUCAAAUAAAAGGCAGAGAACUCUCUUUAUACGAUGAUCAAUAAUCUUGCCAAAGAAAAAGUCUUGAGCGAAUCCAAGGCUUAAUUAGAGUAAGUUACACAAUAAAUGCUCAUCUACAUCGAUAAAUUUACAAGAGAAAACUAAGAACUUGUGGAUUAAUUAGAAAUGGCUAAGGGGAAGAUCUUUGAAUUGUAGAGUUCGAAUGAAAGUCUGAAUUUUAAGAAUAUUCAACUUCUCAAAGAAAUCAAGCUUUCCAAAUAAUAAUUAGACGAACUCAAGAGGAGCACAGUUGAAAUUGAAAAGUUCAUUCCUUAAUUCAACAUUAUGACUAAGAGGUUCGAAAACUUUUAAGCUGAAAAAUUCAUAGAUAAAUAUGAUUAUUUUGAGAAUUAAAACUUGAUUCUCACCAAAAGAGUGUCAGAUUUAGAGCUCGACAACAUUUAACUUGAAAAAUAACUUUUGCAUCUACAAAAGGAUUUAGAAAUCAAACAAUAAGUUAGCAAACAUCAAUACGAUAUGGAUUUUAAAUCAUCCUCUAAUAAAUAAGAUGCACCUGAUUAAGAUUACGAACAAUAUAAGGAUAUGUAUUUGAACUUGUUUAAGAAAAUACUAUAAAUAUAUAGUGAUUGGACUAGUAAAUCUAAAGCUCUAUUGCCUGACAAAAUGGAUGGAGGUCCAAGAGCAAAUUUAGUUGAACCUUUAGAAAUGUUGUAAAAUAUGGAAAAAAUGAUAACUAUCUCCUCUAGCGAAAAGCUCUAAUCCUACUUAAGAAAAAUUAUAGUCAGUGCUAAUUAGUUGUAAAGGAAAUAUUUAACUGAAAAUGUCAAUGAAAAAUUUGAUCCAGAUAAAAUUUAUGAAAGAAUUAUUAAAUUAGUAGACAAUUUAAAGGCGCAAAUUUCAAAUCUACAAUCUUAAUUGUAAAGCUAAAAAUAAUCACAAAAUUGUUUAACAUAAGUGCAAACCUAGAGGUCAAAGUCUUUUCUUCAUGAAAAAGAAUAAAAUUGA
Messenger RNA from Paramecium tetraurelia, 1590 nucleotides. RefSeq lists its product as uncharacterized. The record is from RefSeq and is a predicted model, not a curated record. The transcript has 5 exons. NCBI's taxonomy places the organism in Eukaryota, Ciliophora, Oligohymenophorea, Peniculida, Parameciidae.